AUGGCGGAUGGCAGCGGGCGCGCCGGCAAGAGCGGCGGAGGUGCUGCGGGGAAGGCGGGGAUGUCGGCGGAGCAGGUGAUUGCCGGGUUUAACCGACUACGGCAGGAACAGCGGGGCCUGGCAUCCAAAGCUGCUGAACUGGAGAUGGAGCUGAAUGAGCACAGCUUGGUGAUUGACACCCUGAAGGAGGUAGACGAGACCCGCAGGUGCUACCGCAUGGUGGGAGGGGUGCUGGUGGAGCGGACUGUGAAGGAAGUGCUGCCUGCCCUGGAGAGCAACAAGGAGCAGAUCCAGAAGAUCAUCGAGUCACUCACACAGCAGCUACAGGCCAAGGGCAAGGAGCUCAAUGAGUUCCGGGAAAAGCACAACAUCAGGCUUCUGGGCGAGGAUGAGAAGCCCUCGGCCCCUGUGGCCCCUGACGGGCCAGGCCCAGGCACCAAGGGUGGCUCUGCCGGAGUCCUGGUAUCGUAGGAUGAUGGUCCGACCCCCUUUGCUCCUAUCACCCCCUCCAAAUUCUCUCUGCUGUUGUCUAUUUGCUUCUUUUUUGUUGUUGUUAAUUAAAUGUUUUGGUCAGAACAUUUA
Molecule: messenger RNA, 582 nt
Organism: Suncus etruscus (white-toothed pygmy shrew)
Lineage: Eukaryota; Metazoa; Chordata; Mammalia; Eulipotyphla; Soricidae
Gene: PFDN2
Product: prefoldin subunit 2
Exons: 3
Coding region: 1-471 (156 amino acids)
Biological process (GO): protein folding
Cellular component (GO): prefoldin complex; cytoplasm
Molecular function (GO): protein folding chaperone
Source: RefSeq, a predicted model, not a curated record